Messenger RNA from Zophobas morio, 3968 nucleotides. Its product is annotated as ATP-binding cassette sub-family C member 4-like. The transcript has 10 exons. Gene Ontology annotation, cellular component: membrane. The coding region runs from base 185 to 3886 and encodes 1233 amino acids. The record is from RefSeq and is a predicted model, not a curated record. Lineage: Eukaryota; Metazoa; Arthropoda; Insecta; Coleoptera; Tenebrionidae. Gene Ontology annotation, molecular function: ATP hydrolysis activity; ATP binding; ABC-type transporter activity. Gene Ontology annotation, biological process: transmembrane transport.
GGAUUGUACAAUUUCUAGACAUGUCUUACAUAAAUAUGUAGUUUAAGAAAUUAGUCCGAGAAGCGACGACGAGUGAAGUCAGUCGAGCUAUUUGUUGCAAGUGGUGAAGCAGCGAUUUGUCACUGUGUCAUAAACUACAACACCAUCAAUUUAUUUAUAACUAAUCUAAUUUUCGAAAAAAGUAAUGGAAGAAUACAAACAUUUGCAUAAACCGUCUAAGCUGCAACCCAGCGAACGAGCCACGUUGCUCUCGAAACUAUUUUUCUGUUGGGCGCCAGCUAUGUUUUACAAAAGUUAUGGUAAAAGCGUCACUCAAGAAUAUUAUGUGCCGCUUAAAAAUCACGAAUCCGACUACUUGGGUAAUAGAUUUGAGGAGGAAUGGAAAACUACGAGUCCAAACUUGUGGCGCGUCAUUUGGAAUAUAUUUUACUUGGAGUUUAUAGCUUUGGGUUUGCUCUUUGUUUUUUCCGAGUUUAUUUUGAAGUUGAGCCAACCCUGGCUCAUAGGAAAAUUCAUGAGUACCCACACCUCCACCUCCACCACAGCUCUAAAAGAAAGCAGCUACCUCUACGGAACCCUAAUCAUUUUAGCCAAUUUUUUUAGCGUCCUCGUAUCCCACUUCUACCAACUCAAAAUCCAGCACCUGGGUAUGAAAAUCAGAAUCGGCUGUUGCUCCCUAAUCUAUCGAACCGCGUUAAAAAUCAACAAAAACGCUGCAGCUGCAUCAAACGUAGGUACCAUCAUCAACCUCCUAUCAAACGACGUCAACCGCUUCGACUUGGCAGCCAUGCACCUUCUCCAGCUUUUAGUAGCACCCAUUGAAACCAUCGUCAUAAUAUAUUUUUUAUAUGCAACAGUAGGAGCGACGGCUGUCGCCGGAAUCGUACUACUAUUCCUGUUCGUACCUUUCCAAACGUUAACGGGAAAACUAACCACGACCUACAGGCAACAAACGGCGUCUCGAACAGACCAAAGGAUCAAACUCAUGGAGGAAAUCCUCACGGGAAUCCAGGUCAUCAAGAUGUUCACUUGGGAAAAAUUUUUCGCAAGAACCGUCGAACAAGCUAGAAAAGACGAAAUUCGUCAAAUACGGAAAGCUUCGUUUAUUCGGGCAUUGAAUGUGGCUUCGAUGCUCUUCAUGAAUCGGUCUGGGAUCUUCCUGUGCAUUCUAUCCUACGCACUAACGCAAAGAGAAGUCAACGCCACGUACGUUUUCGUCGUUUCUUCUUUCUACGCCAUCUUGCGUCAAACCGUAACUGUAUAUUUUCCCUUCGGGGUUCAAAAUUUCUGCGAAACCAAGGUUUCGGUCAGACGAAUUAGAGAGUUUUUGACGACGGUCGACCAACGACAAAACCAAAUCACUGGUGAAGAACCCGAAGAGAAGAAACAUCUUAUAGUAAAUGUGGAUGCCGCUGGAACGGUUGGUGUGUAUUUGAAGAACGUAUCCGUGAAGUGGCAGCCUUUAGUCCACGUUUUGAAAAGUGUGACCUUUGAAGUCGGCGCUAAUGACUUAGUUGUGAUAACUGGAGUCGUCGGUAGUGGGAAAUCAACUCUCCUUUACACCAUUUUAAACGAAGUACCGCACAGUACAGGAAGUGUUAGUGUAACAGGUACCAUUUCGUACUCAUCCCAAGAGCCGUGGUUGUUUUCGGGGACCAUCCGACAAAACAUUAUAUUUGGGUCGAAAUUCGACGAACACAAAUAUAGAACAAUUAUCAAAAUCUGUCAACUGGAAAAAGACUUUUCGGCUUUAGUGGAUGGUGAUGGUACUUUAGUAGGAGAGCGUGGAAGUUUGCUAAGUGGGGGUCAAAAAAGUCGCAUCAGUUUAGCACGCGCUCUUUACAAAGAUGCAGAUAUUUACCUAUUAGACGACCCUCUAGCGGCUGUAGAUGCAAAAGUGGGAGUGAAAAUUUUCAACGACUGUAUUUUACAGUACUUGAGAGACAAAUGUAGGAUUGUGGUUACGCAUUCUUCGAAUUAUCUUGUCGGGGCUGCGACUAAAAUCUACGCGUUGGAUAACGGAACAUUGGUCAAUGAUUUUAGUUAUCAGAAGACCGACAUCGCCAGGAACGAAGAUGUCACCUCUAAGAACACUGAACAACUAAGAACCGAACCAAAGAAAGAAAAAAUCGAACAACGAACCGGGAAAGUGUCUAUUAAAGUAUAUCAAAAGUAUGCAGAAGCUGGAGGACACAAAAUCAAAAUUAUAUUGUUGUUUAUACUAUUUGCUGUCACCCAAACUGCGGCAAGCGGUGCCGACUACUUCGUGGCGUUUUGGUCCGACUUGAAUGGACGACAGAAUGCAAGAAGUGUCUUCACACUAUGUAUAUAUGUAUACGUCACAAUAAUUAUCACCCUUGUAACUGUAUCAAUCGGUCGAUCGAUUUUCUUUUUCCAACACUGCAUGAAGACGUCUAUCACUUUGCACAAACAGAUGUUUGCAAGGAUCAGCAAAGCGCCGAUGUUGUUUUUUAAGACAAAUCCGACUGGAAGAAUUUUGAAUCGUUUUUCCAAAGAUAUAGGGUUGAUGGAUGAGACUCUACCGUUGCUCUUGAUGGACACGUUUCAAGUUGCGUUCAUUGUACUAGGGAGCGUCGUAUUGGUAUCAGUUGUAAAUGCGUGGAUGCUAGCACCUACAGCUGCCGCUUUUCUAGUAUUCUUCGUGUUCAAGAGCAUCUUCUUGGCCAAAACUCGUACCAUAAAAAGAUUAGAAGCCGAAGCUAGAAGCCCGAUCUACAACCACAUGCAUGCCUCGAUGCAGGGCUUAGUUACCAUUCGCACCUUCAACGUUCAAACUACGUUACAAAAAGAGUUCGAUUAUCACCAGAACCUCCACAGUUCGGCGUUCUACCUCUUCAUGACCUGCAACAGAGCUUUCGGUUUUUGGUUAGACAUGAGUUGCGUGUUCUACACUAUUGUAGUAAUAACAGCCACAAUGUUAACCGACACAUCCGCCGCUGAUGCUGGUUUAAGCAUAACCCAAUCCAUAAACUUAAUCGGAGUACUACAAUGGGGAAUCCGACAAUGGAGCGAAUUAGAAAACCAAAUGAUUACAGUGGAACGUGUCCUCGACUACACCAAAGUCGCGCAAGAACCGGAUUCACGAACCAGAGACAAUUUUCAAAACUGGCCAAACAACGGCGAAAUCAAAUUCCAAUCUGUGUCACUAACUUAUUUCGAUAAACAGUGUCCAUCUCUCGACAACGUCAAUUUUCUUAUCAAAUCAAAAGAAAAAAUAGGGAUAGUAGGACGAACGGGUGCUGGUAAAUCAUCCCUAGUGUCUUCCUUAUUCCGUCUAUACGACACUCAUGGUACAAUUCUAAUCGACAACACUGACGUCAGAACAGUACCACUGGACACACUAAGAGCACGAAUAUCGAUCAUCCCUCAAGACCCAAUUCUUUUCACUGGUUCACUGCGAACCAACAUAGACCCCUACCACGAAUUCGACGACAGUACCAUAUGGAAAAUUCUAGAACAAGUGGAACUAAAAAAUGCGGUACUAGAAUUGCCGCAGCACCUUGAUACCGAAAUACUUCAAGGUGGUUCCAACUUUAGCGUCGGUCAAAAACAACUGAUGUGUCUAGCAAGGGCCAUUUUGAGGAAAAACAAGAUCAUCGUGAUGGAUGAAGCUACCGCUAAUGUUGAUUCGAAAACCGAAAGAUCGAUCCAUCAAACCAUUGAAGAGAACUUUCAGGAUUGUACCAUCAUCACUGUAGCCCACAGACUGAGCAGUAUUUUGAAGUCGGAUCGGGUUUUGGUGAUGGACGAUGGCAAAGUUGUGGAGUCUGAUCGGCCUGACUGUUUAAUGCAGAAUUCGGAAAGUUUGUUUUCGCAGCUGCUUAGAGAGAAUCAAAGAACUGUGAUGUAUACUCAUGCUAUUUAAAAACUCUUUAAUGUGAUUAUUAAUUGAAAAAUGUUAAGGCAAAGUAUAAAGUCUAAUAAACGCAAAAAAAUAUAUAUUAAAA